Molecule: messenger RNA, 1767 nt
Organism: Juglans regia (Persian walnut)
Lineage: Eukaryota; Viridiplantae; Streptophyta; Magnoliopsida; Fagales; Juglandaceae
Product: protein FAR1-RELATED SEQUENCE 5-like
Exons: 2
Coding region: 1-1767 (588 amino acids)
Molecular function (GO): nucleic acid binding; zinc ion binding
Source: RefSeq, a predicted model, not a curated record
AUGUCUGUGUUGAGUAAGGAGUCGGGUGGUGAUUAUAAUGUUGGUUGCAUUGCUAAGGACAUUCAGAAUUAUUUGGGCAAUCGAAGGAAGCAACUUCUUAAUGAGGGAGACGCACAAAAGUUAUAUGAAUACUUUUUGGAAAGCGAACGUAAUAAUCCAAGGUUUGUAUAUUCGAUCCAAGUUGAUGCAGAUGGAUCGAUGGGAAAUUGCUUUUGGGCAGAUGCGAGAUCAAGAGCCGCAUAUCAAUAUUUUGGCGAUAUUGUUACGUUUGACGCUACGUACCUAACAAAUCGCUACAAAAUGCCAUUUGUUCCAUUCACUGGAGUUAACCAUCAUCAUCAAUCUAUCAUGUUUGGAUGUGCGUUAUUGAUAAAUGAGACAGCUGAGUCUUACACAUGGUUAUUAAAAACAUGGUUAGAAGCGAUGCUUGGUCGUGCUCCCUCUACAAUAAUAACUGAUGAUGACAAGUCAAUGGCUAAGGCCAUCGCGAAUGUAUUGCCCAAUACAACUCACAAAUUGUGUUUAUGGCAUAUUCUACAAAAAUUUCCUGAACAUUUAGCCCAUGUUUAUAAUAGAUAUGCACAAUUUAAAUAUGAUUUUAACCGCUGCAUUCAUGAGACAUUAACUAUUGAGGAGUUUGAGUUGGAGUGGACUGAAAUGUGUUUGAAGUACAAGUUAGAAGAAAAUAGUUGGUUGCAAACUAUUUAUGUUAAGAGAGAAAAGUGGGUGCCUACUUAUUUGAGAUCAACAUUUUGCGCUGGAAUGUCUACAACUCAACGAAGUGAGAGUAUGAAUAAGUUUUGUAAAGACUAUGUUCGUUCAAGUACGAUGGUAAGUGACUUCGUCCAUCAAUAUGAUAAAGCUUUGAAUGCCCGUUAUUUAAGUGAGAAAGAGAAAGAUGUGAAGACAAAAACAUCGAGGCCUAUUUUGAAAACUUCCACCAGUAUUGAAGAGGAAGUGGCCAAGCUCUACACGAGAAAAUCCUUUUUGAUCUUCCAAGAUGAGUUAUUUAAUAGCCAACGGUUCAAGGCACGCAAAAUACGUGAGGAAGAUGGACGAAAAAUUUAUUUAGUGGGCAUUAAUGGGUAUGAAAAACUGACAUAUGAAGUAGUACUUGGGAUGGAGAAAAAUGUUGUUUCUUGUACAUGUUGUAAAUUUGAAUUUAUUGGCUUCCUAUGCCGGCACAUCCUACAAGUUUUGACAAAAAAAGAUUGUUUGGACCUUGUGCAAUCAUAUGUGUUAGAGAGGUGGACGAUCAAUGCAAAGAGUCGCAUGGUAGAUGGGAUAUGUGUCGAUGAGGAGCCAUUGGAGACUGUCCCAACUGCAUUAGUCUCGAAACAUCGUUUGAUGAGACAGUUUUAUAUAGUUGCCGAGAUGGGGUCACUAUCUAUUAAGAAAUAUGAGCAUGCUUGUAAGGGAAUAGAGACUAUUCAUCAAGAGCUUCUCUUGAUGAAUGAGGAUGAUGAUGGUGGUAACAGGGAGGGACAUCCAGUCCAGAGCAAAAUAGUCUCAAACUUUUCAUUGCAAGAUCCUCCAAUCAUUGUAUCUAAAGGAAGGCCCAAAUCAUUACGACACAAGAACCCAAAGGAAAAUGCACCAAUGAAGAAGCGACGAUGCAGCAUUUGUAAACAAGAAGGUCAUGUUAGAACCAACUGUCCUUCACAUAGGAAUAUGCAAUUCCCACAAAUGUCAGAAAAUGAAGAGUAUGGAGCAUCUUGGAAUUUUCAGUACAAGAAGAUUAAUUAUCGGGCAGCUGAUUUUUUGUAG